This is a messenger RNA of Procambarus clarkii (red swamp crayfish), 4347 nucleotides long. The record is from RefSeq and is a predicted model, not a curated record. Lineage: Eukaryota; Metazoa; Arthropoda; Malacostraca; Decapoda; Cambaridae.
GUGAUGGCGCAGGUGUAAGUAGGAAUAACAUGCACUCUCCUUCCCCAACAGGUUCUGGCAAACAUUCUUCGUUGAAACGAUCAUUCACCCUCAAACCAACGCUUCCUGCAGAGACGCUCCUUGCAAACAAUGAGGAUAGCGACACACGACUUAAGGCCAUAAUGAGAAGGAUGAAGAGAUCCAGCAGCGAGCCAACAGUGAGCACACGUGGGUACCAAGACAAUAACAUCACCACCUCUCCAUCUCCAAGUGAGAAUGAGCAUCAACUUUCCCAUGAAAGUGACCACUCUACCCCACUCUCACCUAAAACAAACCAAGAGCCAGAAUUAAUCCAAGUUCAACAUCAUUUUCAAGGAUCAUACAUACGCCAUAGUUUCAGAAUUCCUAAAAAUGUUGAAAUAGACCCAUUAUUAUACAUAUGUAACUACCAAAUAUUUUUCAUAAAGUACAUCUCAAAUGUAUAUAAUAGUUAUCAGGGGCGGUUUCCACCUAUGCUACGCAUCUUUCCUGAAGUUUAUGUACAACUUAAAGGAAACAGUGCCGAAGGAGAGCCCAUUGUGCAUGAUUUCAACAUCAAAAUCAAUAUUCGUGAUGUGACUUUAGAAGACAUUACUGAUCUCGUCAAAUCAUGGAUAAAUGUUAUAGCUACUGGACUGGAGAAGCAGCUCUCUGAAGUUGAAGUGUCUGGAAUCACAGUGCAUAGUGUCACUAGCUUUCAUAUGAAUUUUAUGGUUGUUCAACAUCCUAUUCGCUUAGGAACAUAUGUCCCUUAUCCAACUAUUAGAGGCAAGAAAUGUAUUUUAAAUCCUAAAAGUGCCAGUUCGUCAUGCUUAAUCCAGUGCAUUUGUGCAUAUUUGUGUCUCUCUAGUGGCAAGAACUUGGGCGUUGUUCGGACCAUAAUUAAAAUAGAAAGCAGGUGUAGAAAAUAUAUAAAGACUGAUAACUUAGAUUUGCCUUUAUCAUGGGAAAAUCUCUCUAAAAUUGAAACCUUAAAUAAAGUCAGUAUAUUUAUAUAUUUACUUGUCAAAAGCAGUGGUAAAUAUAGUAUCAGUUUGGCUAGGAAAGGUCAUGCUGCCUACAGGGAUAAAAUUGUUCCACUAUUGUUAUUAGAAGACAAACACGUGGCUCUUAUCAAGGACUUUAAUCAAUAUAUUAAAAACAUGAGGAGCAACCCAGAGAGAGAGGGAAAAAAUCCUAUUUAUUGUCACAUCUGCUUAAUGCAGAUGUACAAUAAGCAACAGUUUUCUAUACAUGAAGAAAAAUGUGAUGCUCAACAAACUCUAGAGUUGCAUCCCCCGGACACUACAAUAAAAUUUAGAAGACGGUAUUCCCCAUACAGUCCAUCUCAUGUAGGCUUUUAUAGCUUUGAGUGUUUACUAAACAAAACAGACUCCCAAGGCAUGACAGAGAUGAGCCAUAGGGCUGUGGCUUAUUCAUAUAUUAUUAUAGACAGACAUGGGUCUGUUGCAGACAAAUCCUCCUACUGUGGUCCUGAUGCAGUUAAUCACUUUGUCAGUAAAGUGCAAAAGACUUGGAAGCGCGUAAAGGCUCAGCUGCGCACUUAUCCUGUACACAUGACAAACAAAUCCAAGAAUCUGUAUCGUGCUCAAACUACAUGCGGUUUUUGCCUGAAUGACUUUAAGAAUCCAAAAGACAAGUAUCGUCAUCAUAAGUACAAUGAAGAGUACGAUAACUUUUUAACUGCCUAUUGCCUUAAAUGCAAGUUUGAAUGUUUGGUUGCUAACCGUUUUCUUAAUAUGUUUUCAUGUGAUACUUCAAAUGACUUUGGAAUUAUUCUCGCAGAAUUGGCUUUAGAGCCGCAGAGAGAGAUUUUAGUUCAGUCUACCCAGGAAUUUAAAUUGAUGAAAGUAAGCAUUGAUAAUAAUAUUUGCCUCGUGAAUAGCCUAUAUCUCUUGAAGGGUAACUUAGCCAACUUGGCAGAGAAGCAUGUUAAAGAUGGUAAAUCAUUAAAGUACACUCAUAUGAUGAUGGAUGAAGUUUCCAGCAAGGCUAAAACAAUUGUGUUAAGUAAAAAGCUUUUUUUCUGCAAUGACUAUGUUUCUAACAUUGAUUGUUUAAAAGAGGAACAACUCCCUCCUCUUGAAGCUUUUAACAGUCACUUAAAUGAUAGCCAGCUAUCCUCAGAGGAUUAUGAUCAUGCACAACGUGUUUAUGAACUUGGAGGUUGUAAAUGCCUUGGAGACUACUUACAACUAUAUUUGAAAGUUAACACUGGUCUAUUAUGUGAUGUCUUCACAAGCUGGAGAAAGACUUUGAUUGAUCUUUAUCAGCUAGAUGUCGCAUAUUAUGAGUCUUUGUCUAGCUUUGCCUGGGAUGCUUUGCUUUUGAACAGUAAAGUUGAAUUUGAUGCUAUUCACGAUUAUGAAUUAUAUGAUCUCAUACAAGGUAAUCUGAAAGAGGAUUUUACCAGUGUAGUAAAACAGUAUUCACAAGCAGACAAUAUACACCUAAAUCCACAGUUUAACUCUGCAGUUGGAAAGUAUAUCGUAUAUUUGGAAUUCAAUAAUCUGUAUUUUACAUGUAUGAUGGAAAAGUUGCCCCGAGGCGAUAUACAUAAAUUGCCUGAGGAUGAAAAAGAACUUUUUGUAGAAAAGGGACUUGAAAAUCAUUCCUGUAAGUCUACCAAAGGGUAUUGGAUUCUUUGUGACACAAAGCAAGUAAGUCCUCGUGUAGCCCAGGAAACAGAUGAACUACCAUUAGUUUUCGCCCAUAGAAAUGUUCAGAGAGAAUUGAUCUCUGAAUACAGUAAUAGAAUUCUUGAGUCUAACAGCUAUGAAUUACCGAAGUCAAACACAAAAUUAGUGGCCUCACAUCUACCACAAAAGAAUUAUUUAGUUAGCUUAGAUUUACUGCAACUUUUGAUGAAACUUGGCUUGGAAGUUGAAUGUGUUCAUGCCGUGUAUGAAUUCACCAAGCUGAAAGUUUUAGAGAAAUUUAAUACUAAUAUUAAUCAACGGAUCGAAGCCACUGAUAAAGAAAAAUGUUCGGCCUUAAAUUAUGUAAAUAGUCUAAUCUUUGAUAAGUCAUUAAUGAACAUAAACAAAUACUCUGAUUGCCACGAUUUCGUUAUAAAUGAAAAGAAAUUUUUAAAGUUUGCUCGUAAUCCUUGUACAAAAUGGGUUACACCUGUAAGUCAGGAUCGGAUGAUUUGUACAAAGAGUAUGAAGAAACAUCUCAUUGACCAGCCCACAUAUAUUCAUUUCCAUAUUCUUCAGACGGCUACAAAAAUGCUGUACGAAUUUUGGUACAAUGUAGUCAAGGCACACUAUGGCAAAAGAGCACAGUUGGUGUACACAGACACUAGCAGCUAUAUCUUCACACUCGAGUGUGAAGAUGUCUAUAAUGAGCUAGGAUCGGAACCUCUUAAGUCUUGCAUGGACUUCUCAAAUUUUUCCAAAGAUCACCCAUUGUUUGAUGAUAGCUUUAAAGGGGUCCCAGGGCGUUUGAAAUCUGUGACAGGUGAAAGACUCAUUUCUGAAGUUGUGGCAUUAAAACCUAAAAUGUUUUCCAUGAUGGUGCAAUCAGAGCAGCAGUCAGACAGAACCAAAGACUUACCAUUUCAUUAUAAAUCAGCACUAACUCAUGAUAAAUUUAAAAAAGACAUAUUCGGUCGAGUCUCUAAUGAUUUUAAUAGUAGAUUAAUACCUAAUGAAGCUGAACAAAACUGCACUUGUGUUGGAUCAAAACUUGGAUUAUAUUUGUUUGAUGACAAACGUUAUGUUUUAAGUCCUCAUCAUUCUCUAGCGUUUGGUCACCCAGACAUUUUGGACAAGUAUACACGACUCGUUGAAACCACAGAGACAAUUUAUGUUCAUGUAAAGGAGACUCCUGAUGACAGUGACACUAUGCAGGCCUUAAAAUAUGAGAAACAGAAAACUUCUCAACCCAGUAAAAUCAAAGGCACCUUUAAAUAUGAGAAAAAAAGAGGUCUCAAUCGAAGGAGAGCGUAGAGACCUCUGAUAAUGAGCUAUGUAAGAAGUAUAAACGCAAUAAAACCAUGAAGACGUUUGAUGAUAAAAAACAGAAGAGGUCUCAACCCAGUACAACAAUAGAGGCAAUUGAUGAUGAGACACACAAGAGGUCUCAAUCCAGUAAAAGUAUAGAGACUUUCGAUAAUGAGAUAGACAGGGAGAGAUCUGGACCCAAUGAAACCUUUAUAUAUGAGAGAGAGUACAGGUCUCAAGCUAGGAAAACCAUACAAACCCCUGAUGAUCAGAUACAGAAGAGUUUUCUGCUCGAUAAAACCAAAGAGACCUUUAAUGAUGAAAGACAGAAGAGGUCUCCAUGUGAUAAAACCAUGCAGAUCUUUGAUGAUGAGAAAGAGGA